This is a messenger RNA of Monascus purpureus, 1470 nucleotides long. Lineage: Eukaryota; Fungi; Ascomycota; Eurotiomycetes; Eurotiales; Aspergillaceae. The record is from the annotation of a GenBank genome assembly.
AUGCUGGUCUGCUUACGCCUCCUGGCCUUCCCAUACCACCACACGACACUACGAAAACGACUUCUUGAUGUUGAAAUGGGAUCAAAGUCUCCUGAGCACGAGAGCCAUACAGGUGGCGAUGUCCCGUUCGUCUCCACCAAGGCCAAUGGUACUGGCGGCGAACCACGGGGAGUCCAUCUGUCCCGGGACGGAGACGGCAGCCUGGGAGACGGCGAGGGCGGUGAUGAUGCCGACGGAGAUGAUAUGGCUCGAGCGGCGGCCGUGUCGCUGAACAUGCAAUCUGCAUCCGCUUCCACCAAGAAGAAGCGGAAGAAGUCUAAGAAGAAGACAUUGUCUGGGAAGCAGUCGUCGCCGCCACGAGUCUCUCUCGACCGAAUCUUCCCCACUGGUCAGUAUCCCAAUGGGGAGAUUCAGACUUAUGAGCCCGUGUUUGAAAAUACGGCUCGCACGACGGGCGAGGAAGUCCGAUAUCUGUCUCAUCGUCGCACCCAUGACGAUGAAUUUCUGAGUAACUACCGCAAAGCAGCAGAAAUCCACCGCCAGGUCCGAAAAUAUACGCAGGAUAGCGCCCGGCCUGGACAGACGCUCACAGAUAUUGCUGUAAAUAUCGAGGAUGGCGUGAGAGCGCUGCUCGAUAAUGCGGGUCUUGAACCUGGAAGUGGACUGGUGUCAGGCAUGGGCUUCCCAACGGGACUCGCGCUGAAUAAUUGCGUGGCGCACUACACGCCCAAUCCUGGACAGAAGGAAAUUAUCUUGCAGUCGAGCGAUGUGAUGAAGGUUGACUUUGGCGUCCAUAUCAAUGGCUGGAUUGUUGAUAGUGCCUUCACCAUGUCGUGGGAUCCAACUUAUGAUAACCUACUUGCUGCAGUGAAGGAUGCGACAAAUACUGGCAUCAAGAAUGCUGGAGUUGAUGUCCGUAUUAGCGAUAUCAGUGCUGCGAUCCAGGAGGCAAUGGAAAGCUAUGAGGUGGAAAUCGGAGGUAAAAGUUUUCCUGUGAAGGCGGUGCAAGGUAUCACUGGGCAUAAUAUCGAACAGUAUCGGAUCCAUGGUGGAAAGUCGAUUCCCUUCGUGAGGAAUAAUGACCAGACCAAGAUGGAAGUGGGAGAGGUUUUUGCCAUUGAGACAUUCGGCUCCACCGGACGUGGCUAUAUCGUGAAUGGACCUGGUGUCUACGGGUAUGGCAAAGACCCCCUUGCACCGAAGAGAAUCUCCUCGCCCCUUGCAACGGCUAGGUCUCUCAACAAGAUGAUCAACGAGAACUUUGGCUCUCUGGUCUUUUGCCGCCGGUAUCUUGAACGUCUUGGCGUUAGCCGAUAUUUGGCGGGCAUGAACAACCUUGCUUCGCAAGGGAUUGUCGAGGUUUACCAGCCUUUGAUGGACAUUGAGGGGUCCUAUUCAGCGCAGUUUGAACAUACUAUCCUCCUAGGAGAAUCAAGCAAAGAAGUUAUCAGUCGCGGCGAUGACUACUGA